Molecule: messenger RNA, 456 nt
Organism: Kwoniella shivajii
Lineage: Eukaryota; Fungi; Basidiomycota; Tremellomycetes; Tremellales; Cryptococcaceae
Exons: 2
Coding region: 1-456 (151 amino acids)
Source: RefSeq, a predicted model, not a curated record
AUGUCGUUGUUGCCCACUUAUCAUAAAGACAUGAAGAACGCUGAAGAGUCAGUACCGUUAUGGUCGGCAGAUGAACAGGAACACAGUGAUACCCCACCCGCUUAUCCACCUCGAUUGGGUGGUGGAGGGAGUGCUAGUGGAUCCGUCAUCCAUAACAUCAAUUACGUUUUGCUGAAUGGCAAUUGGAAAGAAGAUGAAGAGGCGAUGGGUAUACUGGGUCAAAGUAAGGAAGAAACAAUCGAUAUCGUCAAAAGGGGAUUCCCGGUGCUGUCAAGAUACCCAUCUGAGAGAAUAGAAUUUCUGUUCCCCAUCGAAACUCAGGACUCUAUAACAAAGUUUAAAUCCACUCGAUGGGUCAAAAUACUCGAUGAAGUAUGGCCUAGAGUACUUGAAAACCCUCCUCAAACUCUGAAAAUUCAAAUUGGAGAAUAUACAUCCUCAGGUGAGACUGCUUGA